ACAAGAACCAUUUGCCCAAAGCCUCAGCGUAUCACAGGAAAACAAACUCCCACCAUUCAAACUAGAUUACAGCGCCCUAACUCCUUUAUGCAUUUUCACUACGCUAAUCACUCUCUCUAAAACCCACCAGCAAUUAUCCAUAGGGUCAAAUGUAUAGCAAAGAAGCAUAGAGCCAUAGUGUUUUCGUCCCAUCUUUCAAGAAGAUGGUUUGCGGAGCUCUGUCCUUAACCAUCCCUUUGUUUUCAACUUUAACCUCCAAAGAUGCUAAAAGAGUUACAAAUCACUAUAAUCAUUGUCGGUCAACUCCUAGAAUUCGAUGCUCAAGUUCUAGUGCAGAGUUGCCCGUAACUGCUGAUAAACUUGAAAAUGAUCAUUCCCUGACUGGUACUGCUUAUGAUUUUGAAAGAGCUACCACAUCACUUACUCGUAAGUCCUUAUCGACCUCAAAGAAGGUAACUCUUGUAAGGCAUGGCCUCAGCUCUUGGAAUGAGGAGGGUAGAGUUCAGGGAAGCUCGAACUUAUCUGUUCUAACAGAAACUGGAGUGAAGCAAGCUGAGAGGUGUAGGCAAGCCCUUGCAAAUAUGCACUUUGAUCAAUGCUUUUCGAGUCCAAUAUCCCGCGCAAAGACCACAGCCGAAGUGUUAUGGCAAGGAAGGGAAGAGCCAUUGGUUUUCCUUGAUUCACUGAAGGAGGCCCAUCUUUUUUUCCUUGAAGGCAUGAAAAAUGUGGAUGCUAGGGUGAUAUAUCCAAAGGAAUAUGUAACAUGGAGAGAGGAUCCGGCGAAUUUCUACGUGAAUGGCAUCUACCCUGUUCGGAAACUAUGGGCAACGGCUAGAGAAGCUUGGAGGGAAAUCUUGUUAACACCUGGAGAAAAUUUUCUAGUUGUCACUCACAAAUCAAUGUUAAGGGCACUGAUCUGCACAGCUUUAGGACUAGCCCCUGAGAGGUUUCGGUCAAUUGAUGUGAAUAAUGGUGGUAUAUCCACAUUUAAUUUCAACAAAAGAGGGGAAGCGAUGCUCCAGUCAUUGAAUAAUACUGCCCACAUGUAUAGCGAUCAUGUGUAUCUUUCCUGAAACUGUUGGAAGCAAUACCUGUUAAUAGUCAGAAAAAAGACUAUUUUGGUGUGUAGAUCAUAUGGAUACGGUAUGAUACCUAAUCAAUAGAGCAGAGGCUCAUGGUUUUGACGUUUCCCUUAACAUGGUUUAUUCGGGUGAAAAUAAAAGUGUAAUUGAUUAAGUUGUAAUUGCAUUAGAUUUGAA
This is a messenger RNA of Durio zibethinus, 1259 nucleotides long. Its product is annotated as putative 2-carboxy-D-arabinitol-1-phosphatase. Lineage: Eukaryota; Viridiplantae; Streptophyta; Magnoliopsida; Malvales; Malvaceae. Gene Ontology annotation, molecular function: phosphatase activity. The record is from RefSeq and is a predicted model, not a curated record.